Penicillium verrucosum is the source of this 1344-nucleotide messenger RNA. RefSeq names its product KilA-N domain-containing protein. Gene Ontology annotation, cellular component: nuclear membrane complex Bqt3-Bqt4. The transcript is spliced from 5 exons. The coding region runs from base 1 to 1344 and encodes 447 amino acids. Gene Ontology annotation, biological process: meiotic attachment of telomere to nuclear envelope; mitotic telomere tethering at nuclear periphery. NCBI's taxonomy places the organism in Eukaryota, Fungi, Ascomycota, Eurotiomycetes, Eurotiales, Aspergillaceae. Gene Ontology annotation, molecular function: DNA binding. The record is from RefSeq and is a predicted model, not a curated record.
AUGUCGCGGACACUCCCAAAACAGUUUAAUCCGCUCAUCACGAUCGAGGUUGCUCCCACCUACGAUGAGCUCCUUGCCCGCCGUCGUCUUGGACAAACCAACCUUUCCGUCAAGCCAGCUCAGAUUGGCACCUCAAACGCGACCAAGCCCGAGAACCUAGGCGUGUUCGAGUAUGCUCACCUCCGUGCUCCGCUGCCCAAGGACCUCGAGGGCUCUGAGAUCUUCCCUCCUCACCCUCAACAACACCCAGACAGUUACUUCUUGAUGCGCCGUAGUAAGGAUGGCUUUGUUAGCGCGACUGGAAUGUUCAAAAUUGCAUUCCCAUGGGCGAAGGCCGAUGAAGAGCGGACAGAGCGUGAGUAUCUGAAAGCUCGCGAGUACACCAGCGAAGAGGAAGUCGCUGGUAAUGUGUGGAUCUCGCCCACAUUUGCCCUUGAGCUUUCCAAGGAAUACCAAAUGUACGAUUGGGUGCGCGCACUGUUGGACCCAACGGACAUUGUGCAAAGUCCUUCCAGCGCAAAGAAGCACAUCAAUCCCCCGCCGAAAUUCGAAAUUCCCUCCGAUGAGCCGCCCGUGUCGCAGCGCAACCGCAGAGGUCGGUCCGCUUCUCCGAGCAAGAAGUUGUUGUCUCCUCGGAAGGCCCGCAGCACCCGCGUCACCAAGGAUGUCACUAGCACUCCGUCCACAAAGGCUGCAAACGCGAGCCUUCAGUCGGCAUUAGAUACAGCUUCCGCCCUUUCGGCAGCGAUUCCCGAAUUGCGUGCCGUGGAUGUUGAAACGGAAGUAAGCAGAUCUCCUGGAAAGAAGACCAGAGGGGGCGUGGCGCAUAGACUUGCUACCGCGGAAUCCGAAGAGGAUACAAAGGAGACCAAGGGGGAGACGAAGGAGGAAAAGAAAGAAAAGAAGAAGGCCGACAAGAAAGAGAAGAAGAAAGAAGAGAUCAAGGAGCAGGAGGAGACCGCCGAGGUAUUGGAGGCCGACGAUGUCACUGAUGCUGUCAAGUCCACUCACACUACUGUUUCCCUGGACAUGCCUAUCAGUCUGCCGGAAGUGCCCUCUGCUGCGGAGACCGAAGAGAUGAUUGCCCAGGCCAAGGUGAUGGUGGAAGAGGCCAUUAAGGCGCAAGCCGAAGGCGCUACUGCCGAAUCGACACCUGUCAAGGCGACCACCAAGCGCAAGGCCGAGGAGGAUGACGAUGAAGAGACAUCGGCCGAAUCCUCCCAACGAGCCAAGAAAGCCAAGGUGCUCGAGAACAGGCUCAAGCAGGAGCGUGUCCGCAACCGCUCUAUCUUCGGUGUCUCCGUGGCCUUUGCUCUGGCGGCUUCUAUCCCAUACUUUUUCUAA